Didymella exigua CBS 183.55 is the source of this 1989-nucleotide messenger RNA. RefSeq lists its product as uncharacterized. The record is from RefSeq and is a predicted model, not a curated record. Bases 1 to 1989 code for a protein of 662 amino acids. The transcript has 2 exons. Lineage: Eukaryota; Fungi; Ascomycota; Dothideomycetes; Pleosporales; Didymellaceae. Gene Ontology annotation, cellular component: endoplasmic reticulum. Gene Ontology annotation, biological process: GPI anchor biosynthetic process.
AUGACCGAGUACGACGACUAUGGUGUCCCCGUGGGCGCAUACCAGGAGCCGGACAGCUUCGCCGGCCAGACAUACCGAACCGCGCGCGCUUUCUUGUUGUACAGAGCAAAGCCAUUUGCGCAGAGCACAGUCACCCAAGGACGAUGGAAGAGGCUGUUCGGCUUGGCGAACACGCUGGUGGUGAUAUGGUGGGUUGUGGUAUACUGGGGCGAGAGGGGCGCCUUCGACAGCGCAGUAGGGAGCUGCAAUUGGGACGCGUGGGAGAGCUGGGAAAUAGGAGCCAAUCCUCACAGACUCGUCUUUGUCGCCGACCCGCAACUCGUUGACCCGCACACCUACCCCGGCCGGCCAUGGCCUCUCAACCCGCUCACCAUGAAGUAUACCGACCAGUACAUGCGCCGCGCCUACUCUCGUAUACAGACCGAGCUCUACCCCGACACUGUUUUUUUUCUCGGUGAUCUGUUCGACGGCGGCCGCGAAUGGUCCACGCGAACAACGAAGUCGCCCGAGAAGCAAUACCAGCAGUAUGGGGACAAUUACUGGAUGAACGAGUACCGCCGUUUUGGAAACAUAUUCUUCGAGCACUGGGGCGACGGAGGUCUGAAGCCACGCCAUGGACAGCCGGGGAGGAAACUCAUCAGCAGCCUGCCAGGAAACCAUGACCUUGGCUUCGCAAAAGGAGUCCAGGUUGGAGUGCGCGACAGGUUCCACGCAUACUUUGGGGACGGCAAUAGGAUCGAUGUGAUAGGAAACCACACCUUUGUCUCCAUAGACAGCGUCUCGCUCAGCGCAUUAGGGGUGCCGUCCUCUCAGGAUGUCGAAGAGCUGUGGAAACCGACUGUCGAUUUUCUCGCCGGCGCGAAAGAGCAGAAGCGCAAGCAAAUCCAGCGGGAGCUCCGAGUCCAGCAAGGCCUCAGGCCCUAUCCAGGCUUCCCACACCGCGAGAUUGAGUCGCAAGACUUUGCGAAAGCGACCUUGCCCCACGCCAACGACGAAGUCACAGAAUUUCCUACCAUCCUCCUCACUCACGUGCCCCUCUACCGUAGCUCAGGCACACCCUGCGGCCCCCUGCGCGAACACUGGCCCCCGACGCCUCCGCCCGCAGGCCAAAACGACCCUCUCGAGCACGACGAGCGCAAUGCGAUCUCCGUCAGCGGUGGCUACCAGUACCAGAAUGUCAUGAACAAGGAGAUCAGCGCCGAUGUCGCCAGCAAGAUCGGUGAUAUCAGAUACGCCUUCUCGGGCGACGACCACGAUUAUUGCGAGCUGACGCAUCGCGGGUAUGCGUCUGGCGGCGGGGGCAUCAAGGAGAUCACAGUCAAGAGCAUCAGCUGGGCGAUGGGCGUUCGACGUCCAGGAUUCGUGCUGGUGAGCAUGUGGAACCCCGUAGACAAGAGUGGGAAGCCGCUGAAAGGUGACAUGAGCAAGACGCUGCAGACGCAUCUGUGUCUCUUGCCCGACCAGCUGGGAAUAUUUUUCCGCUACGCCGCGCUGUUCGGACUCACACUACUCUUGCUAAGCUUACGUGCCGCACUUGUCGCAUUCAAUCUCCUCCUCAGCGCGCCUCUGACGGCGGACGACCCCAUUCUACCGACGACACGCACCCCUGAGACGGAUAAAGCAGCACAUCGCUUUGCAGACGAGGCUUUGCACUCCUCCAACUCGUCCACAUCAUCAAACGCAAACGGCAGUCUACAAGUCCGCAACGCGUCGGCGCGCCCGCGCACCGCUUCUCCGUUGAACGGCUAUGGGCUGCCGAAUCCCAUGCCGCACCAGCAGGGCACAACGUAUUCGCUUCCACUUGUGCAGCAUGCCGGCUUCUACGGCGACGAGGAGAAGAAGGACGUCAAGACCUACGGGAGCGUGAGCACGAAGAGCAAGCCCAGAAAGAAGGGGUUCGCGCUUUUCAGACAGGAGCUGAAGAGUAGCUUGGGCACAGUCAUGGUCUGUGGUUUGGGUUGGUACUUUUGGUUGAUCUGGCACGGGUGA